Suillus discolor is the source of this 906-nucleotide messenger RNA. RefSeq lists its product as uncharacterized. The coding region runs from base 1 to 906 and encodes 301 amino acids. The record is from RefSeq and is a predicted model, not a curated record. Lineage: Eukaryota; Fungi; Basidiomycota; Agaricomycetes; Boletales; Suillaceae. The transcript has 3 exons.
AUGCUGCGCCAAGGGCAGCUGCGCAUAGGUACAGGAAGCGCCAAGCGCGCUCUGGAUUCUCAUGAAGCGACAUGUGGUACACGGCCUUCUAGGCCAGGGGCGGGACAUAGCGCCAGGCGGGGUCAUAGCACCAGGGGCGGGGUCAUAGCGGUCCAGACUGCUGUCUUUCUAGGCGCAGGCGGCGCACCGCCGCGCGGGGAGUCUAGCAGAGCGGGGGCAGGCAGGGUGGAUCUGUUGGAGCAGGGAAACAUAGUUCUCAACAGCCAGUUAGAGGCCACCAGUGCAUCCCUCCGUGUCAGUCAACUCCAGCUGACAGAGGUUACACAUCAUCUGGCCACAAUGGUGGUUGUCUACGAAGGCUUGUGUCGCACAUAUGUGUCCAAUGACCCUAUGUUUCCUGCGCCAGUCGCAUCUCAGUCCAACAUCACCUUGCCACCAGGUGUUGGUUGGCAGCAGGUCGCUGAUGAGAUCAUCCAUAGCGGAGUCUUCACCAGCCUCUCUCACCAAUCACACAACCAGCAAGUUGCAGGAACAUCAACUCACCCAAGCGACUCGGCAUUGGCAAUGAUGGGAGUGGCAGGAAGGAUGGUGUCAGUAGAACGGCAAAGACAGGCCGACAUCUUGGCCGGGCAGGAUUACUACAGUAUUUUGGGAGACACUCAAGGAUCGGUGCCGAUGCUCACCCAACCCGUCCCACCCUCUCCUACAGCCAAUAUAUCACUUCCCGCAGCUAGUACGGACCAAACAGUCACCACAACCUCGUCUCGGGCAUCAGCACCUCCCAGUAUGGCUAUAACAAUGAGUCCAUCAUCACUAGGGCGGUCUUCAUCUUUUCCAGGUGCACCGGCCAGCACCAAUGUACCCGGCCUGUCUGAUUCUCAUCAUCAACCUUGCACCCAGCAAUAA